This is a messenger RNA of Aspergillus nidulans FGSC A4, 850 nucleotides long. RefSeq names its product protein transporter tim9 (gene tim9). The transcript is spliced from 3 exons. The record is from RefSeq and is a predicted model, not a curated record. Lineage: Eukaryota; Fungi; Ascomycota; Eurotiomycetes; Eurotiales; Aspergillaceae. The coding region runs from base 58 to 330 and encodes 90 amino acids. Gene Ontology annotation, cellular component: mitochondrial inner membrane.
GCAACUACUCCUCCACAUUUCCGUCUUUGUCUUGAUUGCUCCUCAUAUAAUACCACAAUGGACGGACUUAAUGCCGCAGAGCAGCGCGAGCUGGCUAACCGCAUGGAGCGGAAGCAGAUGAAGGAGUUCAUGACUAUGUACUCCAAACUUGUCCAACGCUGUUUCGACGACUGCGUCAACGACUUCACCACCAAGUCGCUCAUCUCGCGUGAGGAGGGUUGUGUUAUGCGCUGUGUGGACAAGUUUAUGAAGGGAUCUCAGCGCCUCAACGAGCGAUUCCAGGAACAGAAUGCCGCCAUGAUGCAGAGCGGACAGUUGCCCGGACGGUAAACGACUUCGUCUUUCGGUUUUCUUGUUGGCUUUAUCGGCAAUUUCCGUGUAUACUAGCUUCUCAAUGAUACUCUCGCCUAUGUACGGCUGAAUGUGGUCUUGAUCAGGACGCCAUAGCAUCCCGCUGGAAUACUUCGAAGUUCGUGUAAGGGUGAGCGACUACGUGAUUAUUGACUCAAAGACCAGGGCGAAUCGGCCUAUUGAGCUAAAACAUGCUUUCGAACACUUGUUUCCGUCAUUUCGUUUGGAGCGAGAUUGAGCUAUCGACAAUAGAGAAAGGUGUGAUUGCAAACGAGACGCCCAAUACGGACAACAAAUCCGAACCCUCCGCAUCAUAAAACUUAAAGGUUGCUGACGUUGGGUGGAAGGGUGGCGAAGUGGGCGGGGCCAUGAGCUAUAUCGGGCACUUGAUCUCGUUCUUAAACAAUCGUCUUCAAGAUUUUGCUUGCUCUUCAAUAAACGCCAGGUUCUUAGCGCGUCACGGAUAAGAUUGAGUGAAAAUGUGCUUAUAUACCUGAUC